Messenger RNA from Aplosporella prunicola CBS 121167, 1064 nucleotides. RefSeq lists its product as uncharacterized. Gene Ontology annotation, cellular component: mitochondrion. NCBI's taxonomy places the organism in Eukaryota, Fungi, Ascomycota, Dothideomycetes, Botryosphaeriales, Aplosporellaceae. The transcript is spliced from 2 exons. Bases 16 to 1035 code for a protein of 339 amino acids. The record is from RefSeq and is a predicted model, not a curated record. Gene Ontology annotation, molecular function: oxidoreductase activity; zinc ion binding.
CGCUACGCAAUCACAAUGCGCGGAAUUCAAGUCUCGCAGUAUGUCAAGGGACCCGCCGAGCUCGGCGUCGCCGACCUUCCCGACCCGGAGCCCAAGCCCGACCAGUAUCUGAUUGCCAUUCACGCAUCUGCUUGCAACUUCUUCGACCUUCUGCAGAUCCAAGGAAAGUACCAGCACCAGCCACCGCUGCCUUGGGUCGCCGGCUCCGAAUUCUCGGGCGUCGUUAUUAAAACGCCCACGGCCUUACCAGGGAACCGUACGCCCAAGUACAGAAUCGGCGAUAAGGUAUUUGGAGCUGCGCAGGGUGGUUAUGCCACCAAGGUUGCGGCUGAGGAGGAAAGACUUCGGCCAGUGCCCAAGGGCUGGGGCUUCUUCGACGCAGCAGGCCUCUUCGUCACGGCACCUACCAGCUAUGCUGCCCUAGUCACGCGCGCCAAUAUAAAGAAAGGCGAUUGGGUUCUUGUCCAUGCAGCGGCUGGCGGCGUGGGCCUUGCAGCUGUGCAGAUAGCAAAAGCGUUCGGCGCCACGGUGGUCGCGACGGCUGGCACCCCGCACAAAGCGGAGGUUGCACGAGCAUUUGGCGCAGACCACACGGUCGACUACAGACAGAAAGACUGGCCCGAGCAAGUCAAAAAGUUGACGCCGAAGGGCAGGGGCGUAGACAUUGUGUACGAUCCCGUGGGUCUGAUUGCUCAGUCGAUGAAGUGCACGGCGUGGAAUGGACGGCUUCUGGUUAUUGGCUUCGCUGCUGGGGACAUUGAGAAGAUGGCGACGAAUCGCAUCUUACUCAAGAACGUCAGUGUGGUUGGGCUUCACUGGGGCAUGUACGCGACGCAUGAGCCGGAAACGGUCGAGAAGGUGUGGGCCGGGCUGUUCGAGUUGAUGGAGGCGGGCAAGUUCAAGGGCACCUGCUUCACGGACAAGGAGUUUGUCGGGCUGGAGAGCGUGCCUGCGGCGCUGGCUGCUCUGGGAGGGCGGAACAGCUGGGGAAAGGUGGUUGUUAAAGUGCCGCAAGAAGGACGGAGCAGAAUGUAGGUAGGAGUAGGUAGUGACACAAGGGUGGC